UUCUCUGUCAUGACAAAAUUUAUGUUGUAUCUUGUCAAAUGGUUCGUAAAAAAUAAUUAAAUCAUGUCCCGGGGCAAGGCUAUGAUCGUAUCGUUUGCUAUUGUCCUACUAAUUACAUUUGGAGUCAUGGUAUUUCUGAUGACCACAAUUAAUCCUCAGCCAGUACCCAACGGACGAAGAUUUGAGUUCAUUGUUGAAAAAUAUUACGAGGGUGACGCAAAUCAAGAUGAUGGAUUUCAAUAUGGACUAGAAAAAGUUUCAAAUGAGUACAAAUUAUCUGGCAUUGAUAUUAAAAUAGAUAAUGCAGCGUAUAAGCACGAUAUCAUUUAUGAUAAAAAUAUUCAAUAUGUUGUUCCUCCGAUAUGGCCGGAUGAAAACGAUACCGUAUUCAUACAAGAAAAGGGAAAUAAAGUCAAUAAAACUUUAAAAGAAUUUAAACUUGUGCCACCGAUAAAAGGUUAUAGAAGAUCUAUUCAAGACAAGGUUCACAGAAACCGAAAUUGCGCAAAUUCAUUGGUCCUAAAAAUAGUUGACGACAACGGAUACCCAAAAAUAGAGAUAAAGAUGGGUAGAAAAUAUAAUAGCAAAAAUAGUUCUAAAAUAUAUAGGCGUCAACGUGAUAAGAACGAAUUUAAUAAUUUAUCAAGUGCUAUUCAUAACAGUGAUUAUAUUGAGGAAAAUUUCAUACCAGUGGAAGUCAAUGAUGGUAUAGUUCUAAAUAUUGUAGGAGGUUCAGAUGAGUUUUAUACAUCUGACGAAUCAAGCGAUAAAUUGGGAAAAACUAUUGAUUCAAAAGAAAAUGAACGGGUAAGUGAAAUAGAGGAAAAUCUUCAAGGAAAUCAACAAAAUACUACUGAUUUGUCAGUUAAUUUAAGUAUAAGCUCUGUAUCACCGAAAUCAAGUAGAAGUAGUACUAGCAAUGAAGUAACAGACCAGACAACACUUUAUACUGAUUCAACAAACGAUACAAUUUCUACCAGCAAACAUAACGUGUUUACUUAUACUGAUAAUAAUUCGAUGAACAUUAUUAGCUUGUUAUAAAAAGAAAAACAACGGCUCACACUUAAAAAUCGAUUAGAUCCACUUCAUAAUUAACCGUUUUAAAUUCAGCCAUAUUAUAAAUUUUUGAUUUUUUUUAAAUCGCUGUUUAGACAUGUAAUAUAAUUUUAAAUAACUUAGUAAUGCUUUUUACUACGAACAAACACUAUCGGUGUGAUAACAAAAAAGUUAAACACAUGUUUUAAAAAAGUUCCAUUACAUAUGUACAGUGGCUUUCUGUUGUUGAGCGUCAAUCUUUUGUAGGUUAUAAGUUGAAUAUAUAAGAACUAAAAUUGUGAAUUGUGAUUUGUUAAGCGAUUGCCACUGUAAUA
Molecule: messenger RNA, 1370 nt
Organism: Leptidea sinapis
Lineage: Eukaryota; Metazoa; Arthropoda; Insecta; Lepidoptera; Pieridae
Exons: 2
Coding region: 64-1041 (325 amino acids)
Source: RefSeq, a predicted model, not a curated record